Molecule: messenger RNA, 1352 nt
Organism: Magnolia sinica
Lineage: Eukaryota; Viridiplantae; Streptophyta; Magnoliopsida; Magnoliales; Magnoliaceae
Product: putative transcription factor bHLH086
Exons: 5
Coding region: 92-1138 (348 amino acids)
Biological process (GO): regulation of transcription by RNA polymerase II
Cellular component (GO): nucleus
Molecular function (GO): DNA-binding transcription factor activity, RNA polymerase II-specific; protein dimerization activity; RNA polymerase II cis-regulatory region sequence-specific DNA binding
Source: RefSeq, a predicted model, not a curated record
UCCCCUUUCUCCUAGUGUGUUGACCUGAGUUCUCUUGCAUUUUAGCCUAAGCAUCUCAAGUUCAAGCUCUUGGGUGCAACAAAGACACUCAAUGGCACUUGGAAAAGAGCGAGCUGUUGCACAAGAUUCGCACUUGGGCUCGAUCCAAUCCUACUCAUACUUCAGCAAUGCUUAUGGUGGAUCGUCGAUUCAAGUGUCCGAUUCUCCUCUUGGAUUUUUCGGCUUCAAGAGCUACCACAAGGCGGCGCUUGAAGAAGGAGAUGGGUCGGAGAAGACAGACGGCCCAUUAAAGAGCCUCUCCAGUGGCCAUUUUCCUUCUCUACCCAAUCUUCACGACAUGGACGGGCCCGGCGAAUUCAUGUUUGGAGCCACCGAUUCUCCUUCUCCUGAUGAAGCUCAAUCUCUUCUCAACUUCAAGACUGGGCCUGAUCAUUGGUCCUACUCAAGUGGCUCUGUGCUUAGCUUUGAUCAAGGGGACCGGCUUUCUCACGCCGUCCAUCCAAAGAUUGGCCAUGAAGAUGAAUACUCGAUCUGGGUCAAUUCCGAGGACCACGGUAAUCAGUGCAAUCACCUCGAUUCGAAUAGUGGCAUUGAUUCCCGCCUAGAUGAUGACAUGAACUGUUAUGAGACGGCCAGCGGAUAUGGCCCGCUGAACAAUUCUUGUAAGGAAGGCCGACAUGGGGAUGCACGGCCUGGGUGGCUAUUCACAGGAGCUCUAGCUAGCGACGAUCUCCAUGACACUGAGGGAUCAGACAAAAGCUACCAUAAACACCCUUAUUCAGGCAAUGAUAUGCGAGCUUUAAAGAAGCAUUGUGGCGGCCCGCCUAAGAAGGCCAAACCAAAGCCAAUUCCAUCAAAGGACCCUCAGAGUAUUGCUGCUAAGAAUCGAAGGGAACGGAUCAGUGAACGGCUGAAGAUACUGCAAGAUCUUGUACCAAAUGGGACGAAGGUGGAUUUGGUGACCAUGUUAGAGAAAGCCAUAAGCUAUGUGAAGUUCCUUCAAUUGCAAGUGAAGGUAUUGGCAACCGACGAAUUCUGGCCAGCGCAAGGUGGGAAAGCUCCUGAGGUUGCUCAAGUGAAGGACGCCAUUGAUGCCAUCCUCUCUUCUCAAAGAGAUAGGAAUUCAAGCUCCAAAUGAGAGAGAGAGAGAGAGAGAGAGAGAGAGAGAGAGAGAGAGAGAAUCAAAUGUGGGAACUGGACCCAAGAAGAAGAAGUUGAUGGGAGACUGAGAAUCCCAUGUGGGAAGUGGACCCAGAAGAAGUAGAUGUUGAGGAAUAAAAAUAACACAAGACUCCUAACAAAACCAAAACACAUGGGCACAAAGUAAAAGCCUUUGUUUUGGACUUUAGUGC